Molecule: messenger RNA, 2180 nt
Organism: Polistes canadensis
Lineage: Eukaryota; Metazoa; Arthropoda; Insecta; Hymenoptera; Vespidae
Gene: 26-29-p
Product: digestive cysteine proteinase 1
Exons: 12
Coding region: 272-1921 (549 amino acids)
Biological process (GO): immune response
Cellular component (GO): lysosome
Molecular function (GO): cysteine-type endopeptidase activity
Source: RefSeq, a predicted model, not a curated record
AGGGUAUAUCAAAUACAUUCAAUUAUGAGAAAUAUAACAGAGGGCAUUUUGCCAUUGUUUUGUUUUCCUUUUCUUUUAUUUUACUUUGUUUCCUUUUAGAUAAGAUAGUGUAAGAAAGAGACGCAGCGAUUAAAGCGAUUUCGUUAGCGUCACAAAGAGAAAUUUCAGAGAAGCAGAAGAAUAGUAACAAGUUGGAAGGAAAUAAACUACGCAUCUAGAAAAUACAUAGGAAUACCCCUUUGGAGAAGUAUCUCUAUUCUAAGCAAAUACGAUGAUUCGAAUCAAAUGUGCUUUGGUCCUACUGCUUUGCAGUUUCGCUUAUGCCACAAAUCUCAAAUCACCAACAUUUAGUAAUGCUUAUACUGUGAAAGGUACAUUGUAUAUUCCAUAUGCCGAAAUACGUGAACCUUUCUAUGCAUGGUACGAUGGAAAAAGUGGAUCUAGUCGAAUAGAUUAUUAUGGAGGAAUAGUUAAAACUUUCCAACUUAGCGGUGAAGGAUCAUACGGUGCUAGUAUCAAAAUUGCACCUGUUACUACAGAAUCUGUCAUGAACGAAGAGACGUGUCUACAAGUAAAUGGAUCGAGUAAUUUUAAAAUUCAUCCACAGAGUAUAAUUCCAGAUACAACUGGAAUGGAGUGUAUCGGAGAGGAAGUUAUAAACGGUUUGCCUUGCGAAAAAUGGAGGCUCGUUGAAAACGUUGGAGAUAAAAAAAAUAAAUAUACACUAUGGAUACGUUAUAAGAAAUCUCCACAUCUGCCACAGAAGAAAGAACCCAUACCAGUGAAAUAUGAAAUGAUUGGUUUUAACAGUUUACUUGGUUCCCAUUACGAUCAUUACUAUUUGGAUUAUGAUUGGUACUCUUUCGAUGCUCCCAGUCCGGAUGUGUUCAAAGUUGCAGAAAAUUCUACGUGCGUUAGUUUCCCUGGACCUGGAGAUAAUCAUAUAUAUACUUUCAAUCCUAUGAAAGAAUUUAUUCAUAAUUAUGAUGAACAUGUGAAUGUAGCAUUUAAAAAGUUUAAGAAAACCCAUCAAAAAUAUUACAAGAACGAAACCGAACAUACUGGACGGAAGGAAUUAUUUCGACAGAAUAUGAGAUUCAUUCAUUCGAUCAAUCGCGCCAAUUUAGGGUAUCAAUUGGACGUGAAUCAUCUGGCCGAUCUGUCUGAUUUGGAAAUGUAUGCUUUGCGUGGAAAACAAUAUACAAAAGGUUACAACGGCGGUGAACCAUUUCCUCAUGAUAUUGAAAAAGAAAUAACCAGAGUUCCUGACAAUUUAGAUUGGAGAUUGUAUGGUGCUGUGACGCCCGUUAAAGAUCAAUCUGUUUGCGGAUCCUGUUGGAGUUUUGGUACGACCGGUGCAGUGGAAGGAGCGUAUUAUAUGAGAUAUGGAAAAUUAGUGCGCUUAUCUCAACAGGCGUUAAUCGACUGUUCAUGGGGCUUUGGUAAUAACGGAUGCGACGGUGGCGAAGAUUUCCGAUCUUAUCAGUGGAUAAUGAAACAUGGCGGAAUACCUUCUGAAGAUGAAUAUGGUGGUUAUAUGGGUCAGGAUGGAUUUUGUCAUAUUAACAAUGUUACUAUGGCGGCUAAGAUUUCGGGAUACGUUAAUGUUACAUCAGGAAACGCGGAUGCUUUAAAGGUAGCUCUGGCCAAUCAUGGUCCUAUUUCUGUAGCUAUCGACGCAUCUCACAAGACAUUUUCCUUUUAUUCGCAUGGUGUCUAUUACGAGCCCGCUUGCGGCAAUACGGAGGACAAGUUAGAUCACGCUGUCUUGGCUGUUGGCUAUGGUACGUUGAAAGGAAAGGCUUAUUGGUUAAUCAAGAAUUCAUGGUCUAAUUACUGGGGUAACGAUGGUUACAUACUUAUGGCGCAGCAGGAUAAUAAUUGUGGCGUUUUAACUACCCCAACAUAUGUUAAAAUAUAACAAGGAUAUGUGUCUUUUAUUUUCUUUUUUUUUUCCAUCUUUUAUAAUGUGGAAAACAAAUGUAUCUAAUGUAAAUGAAUAAUCUUAGCUCUCUCUCUUUAUGCAGUUAGUUAACUAUGUAUCUUAAAGGUUUAUCAUGAUGUACAAACUUGUUUUUACAUCUAUUAUUACAAGAAUGAUUUUUCGAAAGAGAAAAAAUAAAAACAAAAAGAAAAAGGUUAAAAAUAAUAAAGUGAUAUUUUAAAUAGAAAAAUUAUUU